UGUGUCGUAGAUUUCAAGCGACAUACACACGUGCAAACCCUAUGAGUAGUAGAAAUGGCUACCGACAGGCUACAGUUCCAUGAAAUGGGCUUAGAUGAUCGCAUUUUAAAGGCUUUGGCGGACUUGGGCUGGGCUCACCCAACUCUGAUCCAGGAGAAAGCCAUCCCUCUGGCUCUGGAGGGCAAAGACCUUCUGGCUAGAGCCAGGACAGGCUCUGGGAAAACAGCUGCAUACGCUGUGCCCUUGAUCCAGCGCAUCCUGACAUCCAAGCAGAGUGUCCGUGAGCAGGCGGUCACAGCCCUCAUCCUGGUCCCUACCAAGGAGUUGGGGCAGCAGGUGCAGGGGAUGAUCCGUCAGCUGACCGCUUACUGUGCCAGGGACGUCAGGGUGGCUGACAUCUCCGGGAAGUCUGACCUGUCUGCUCAGAGGCCCAUCCUGAUGGAGAAGCCAGACGUGGUGGUGGGAACCCCUUCCAGGGUGCUGGCCCACCUCAGUGCCCAGAACCUUGACCUGCAAUCCUCCCUGGAGACCCUGGUCAUAGACGAAGCUGACCUGCUCUUUUCUUUUGGUUUUGAGGCCGACCUCAAGAGCCUGCUGUGCCACCUGCCAAAGAUCUACCAGUCCUACCUGAUGUCAGCCACUCUCAGUGAGGAUGUCCAGGCCCUGAAGGAACUGCUGCUGCACAACCCUGUGAUCCUGAAGCUGCAGGGCUCCCAGCUCCCAGACAGCAGUCAGCUGCAGCAGUACAGUGUUAAGUGUGAGGAAGAGGACAAGUUCCUUCUCAUCUACACUCUGUUGAAACUGCGUCUUGUUCAGGGCAAGACCCUGCUGUUUGUAGGAACGGUGGAAAGGUGCUACAGACUCAAACUGUUCCUAGAACAGUUCAGCAUCCCUGCGUGCGUACUCAACUCUGAGCUACCCGUCCACUCCAGAUGUCACAUCAUCACUCAGUUCAACCAAGGGUUCUAUGAUUACAUCAUCGCCACAGAUGAGGAGGUUUUGGCCGAUCCCGCCACCAAAGGACAGGCUGCCGAGGGGAAAGGAAAGAAGAAAAAGAAGAAUCCCGGACCCAAGGACAAAGAGUAUGGUGUCUCCAGAGGAAUCGACUUCCAGAAUGUCUCUAACGUCAUAAACUUUGACUUCCCCACCACCGUCGAGUCCUACAUCCACCGCGUGGGACGAACGGCACGGGCGGACAACCCAGGCACUGCUCUGACCUUUAUCUCGCAUACAGAGCUCCCCCUUCUGGCAGAGGUGGAGGAUGCGCUCACAGGAGAUAACGCUGAGUGUGCACUGAAGCCAUACGAGUUCAAGAUGGAGGAAAUCGAGGGCUUCAGGUACCGCUGUCGGGACGCCAUGCGGUCGGUGACUAAGCAGGCGGUGAGGGAGGCCCGACUGAAAGAGAUCAAACAGGAGCUGCUAAACUCAGAGAAACUCAAGACUUACUUUGAAGACAACCCCCGGGAUCUGCAGCUGCUGAGGCAUGAUAAAGACCUGCACCCUGCCGUCAUCAAACCACAACUGAAGAACGUACCGGAAUAUCUCAUCCCUCCAUCGCUGAGGGGUGUGGCCAAUCCAAUGUCUGGGCGGAAGAGGAGGAGAGAGAAGCCCAAACCUCAAGGGGUUGUCAAGAAACCUUUCAAGAAGGACUACCGUGGCAGGAACCCCCUUAAGAGUUUCCGCUACGCUGUAGGGCAGAGUCGAGGGGGCCGGUCUGGUAAAUCCUAACCCGACCCAUCAAAGUGCACUCUCUGACGACAUCACCCGUUUCUGGAUUAGUGCCGAUGGAGGGGACAGGGACUGUGGAUGCUCUGUUAACCGCUGUGAUGUGACCUGUGUCAGACGGGGUCGUGUUCACCAAGCCCCCAAUGGAAGAAAACCAACUUAAACUGGGAGGCACUAUCACAACAUUUCCAUUUAGGAAAACACAUUUUCUGUUGCAAUGUGUUUUGCUCUAUUAUGAAACUUGUGAACAUGAAUAUAACCUGUGUUUGAGGAACGUCAAGCAACGUCUUAAACUGUCUGAUUAGAAGACCUGUCGACCUAACUCAAUGAAGUGUCUUGUGGUGAUCUGCCCCUCCUCUGAAGUGAAUCUCCUUUCUUCAAUGCUCAGUGAAAUCCUAACUAAAGAAUUUACGACUGCAAUUUUGUUCCAAUAUGUCAUUUUCUGUGGUGGAAUCGGAGUGCCAAUCUCGUUUCUCUACUGAAAUAGACUCGUCUCAAUUUCUGGUAUUUUCUAUACAAAUGCUGUACCAUUAAAUGCCUUUGGUUGUUUCAGAUGUUCUUGGCUACAUGUGAGUAUUGCAUAUAUAGUUCUUUUGUAAUAUAAGAAAUCAGGAAAGUGUAAUGUUUAUUAUAUAUAUUUCUUUACACUUAAAGGGGUCUUCUAUUAUUCAUUUUCAAUCCCGGAGGCUUUUUUUGUCCUUUUGUGACUUGAAGGACGCCCCUUUAAAUGUGCUCCUGUUCUCUAGGCUGUUUAUAUCUGUAACGCUCCAUGGAAUGUUUAUUCCAGAAAUGUAUUAAAAAAAACUCUACAACUGA
This is a messenger RNA of Esox lucius (northern pike), 2541 nucleotides long. RefSeq names its product DEAD (Asp-Glu-Ala-Asp) box helicase 56 (gene ddx56). The coding region runs from base 55 to 1728 and encodes 557 amino acids. The record is from RefSeq and is a predicted model, not a curated record. Lineage: Eukaryota; Metazoa; Chordata; Actinopteri; Esociformes; Esocidae. The transcript has 14 exons. Gene Ontology annotation, molecular function: RNA helicase activity; ATP binding; nucleic acid binding. Gene Ontology annotation, cellular component: nucleolus.